Molecule: messenger RNA, 6726 nt
Organism: Porites lobata
Lineage: Eukaryota; Metazoa; Cnidaria; Anthozoa; Scleractinia; Poritidae
Source: the annotation of a GenBank genome assembly
CUUCUAUUUGAUUUACUGUGGGGUGUUUGUGUUUGGUGCAAAAUGCAUCCUUCUAUCCCGAUUUUUCUGGUUUUUGCUGCCUGUUGUUCUAAUGUAGUACUUUUGGAGUUACUUGUGAGGUAAGGUGUUGAAGAAACACAAGACAGGAUUUGCAGGCUUCUUUUUGAAUCUUCUUAAAUCCUUAACACUGAUCGCGCAAAUGAUCUCAAGCUUGCUUGACUUGAGCUUGAUUUGUAAAUGUCAUUUAAUACAUGCUCUAACCGUUAGUAGAAGGAAACAGUAAAGAACUUUCAGCUUCGAAGAAAAAGGCUGUCCAUGUAAAAUGUCCUUAAAUAUAUAUAUUAUAGAUUGCCUCACUUCUUGAGGGCAAAGUUGCUGGUGUGCUCGUGACGUCACGGCGGCCACGUUGAUGGUCAAGAACAAAAGCAUUUCUCUCCUCCGGGAACUAAAUUCCAUUUUCAUUUACAUUUUUGAGAAAAAAAUUUCUACUAUAUUGACCCCCAACGUGCGUAUGGCCACCUUGUCACGUGGUUGCAAACCAAGAAUAGUGAUUAUGCAAUGCUAGCAAAGGCCAGGGGUGGGUCAUGGGGUAAGGGAUAAGACUGUGAAUAAGAGGAAAGGAUCAUAGUACUAGGAUUCCUUUGGAGUUAUGCAUAAAUGCCAACCUCUGGAGAGCUCACAUUUGGAGACUGUCUCAAGCCCUCCCCCCCCUCCCCCCCAAAAAAACAAAUCAUCCUAAACCCAGGAGAGGGGGGCGGGGUUGCUGUAUUUGGGAGACUCCUAGAUAAUCCAGGAAAAUUGACGUAUAUAAGGGUAUAACAGAACUGAAACCCUAGUUUAUAGAGCAAUGGCAGAACUCAACAAGAUCAAACAUUUGCAGAUGUGCCUCAUUCAAAUGGAAGAGCAUGUAUUGUCUGAAUAUCAUCCAGAAUUGGUAUAUAAUAUGCUCUUAUUUCAGAGAAGACCCAAGCUGUGUGAAUACUGUAACAUUUUGCCAGUUUCUGUUCAUUGCUGUAGAAGGAUUCAUAUUUACUGCUCACUUUGGAACAAAAAAACCAGUUAUUCCUAUAAGGUAACUUAAUAACAAUCUUAUGUAACUACAGACCAGUCUGUCUGUCUUUGCCAAAAUGAAGAAAUAUAUUUCAUCUGGGGGAAACUUGUUGCAUCCAUGUAAGGCCAACUGACAACUGACUUAUCACAAAUGAAAGGUUAUCAAAUCCAAAUGUUCUCAGAUAAAUAGAAAUUAGUAAUAUAGCCAAAAAGCAACAGUCGGUAGUCAUGAUAAUGAGUAUUAUGUUAAUAGGAUGAUUUAUUAUUUAGAACACACUCAUCUCCUUUUUUCUUCCCUUGAAGCUUACCCCUUUUCCUUUCCUGCCACUCCCAUUGAUGUUCUGAAAUAGGUUAAUUUUGAUUACUAUUUCAUUUGAUGUUUCCUCAUCUCAAUUGACAUCAAAAAUUAUUAAUUUUGUUCUUGUUCUCAAAUGACUUUUUUGUUCCAUCUCUUUCAGUAAUUAUGUGACAAUGGUAGUCUUCUUCUUCUCAACCAGUGUGAUCAACAAUUAUGCACUCAACUUUAAUGUACCCAUGCCAUUACACAUGAUCUUUAGAUCGGUUAGUGUUAGUAGGCUUAUGUUUAAAAUUCCCUUAUAUAAUAAUGUAACUUUUGCAAGAUGUAGGUUGUUACCAACUUUAGAUAUUUGAUAAACCUACCUAAGUUAUGUAAUCCCAGAUUAGCCAUGUAGAGUUCAGAACACUGUCAACUGUAGCACUUUACUCACAUUGACCAUAUCAUGACAACUUCUGGACAAGAUGUCAUUGUAAGCCCUGAGCAAAGGCAGUUUUAUCAAAGUUUCUAAGCGAUCCAGAUGCCGAAGCAUUUGCAGCUACUAUUCCUGUGUUUGACUCAAUAAAAAGUUAAGUUGUAUUCUUUUCACUUUCGUUGCCUAACUGCAGAAGAAAUUGUAAAUAUAAAACCAGCAGAACAACUUUUAUUGCUGUGCUUUUCAUUACAUGACAGCAUAAAAUUGCUUCUUUGUUUGUUUUUUUGUAGGGCUCCUUAGUAGCCAACUUAGUUUUGGGAAUGAUCAUCUUGAAAAGAAGGUAUGUCACUAAUUUGUUCAUGUUUAAGGAAAUCAUAGACUGUGAGCAGUCAGUUAUUUUCUUCAAAGUCACUGGAGCAGGGUGCGUGAGUGGUAAACAGUGAGUGCAUAUAGCGAAGCCACAAGCUGCGAGAGACGAGGGCAUAAGCCAAUUUGGGUGUAAGCCAGUUUGGCUAAAGGCAUUUCUUGGCAUAUACGAUCACUCAACUGAGAACAUACUAGCAGUCUAAGGAAAUCAUGGCAUAAAAAUGUAGAAUAGACACUAGAUGAAAACUAUAAACUAAAGUAAGAGAAAUGCCUGCUCUGUUAACUUUUUUCUUCUUUUUUCAGAUAUUACCUGUCCAAGUAUUUUUCAGUCCUUAUGAUCACAGCAGGAAUUUGUCUAUGCACAGUAGCAUCAGCAAAAAAAGUGGUAAGGAUGAAAAUAUUUACGAUGUUUUAUAUUGUCUCACUACAAACAAAAACUGAACCUCUGAUAAAGAAAUGCUAGGUGGCACAAAGCAAAGUAAUUAGGCUUUAUGACACAUUGUGCCAGCAUUAUUUUGUGCAUAAUAGCAUGGCGGAAGCAUAAUACCAACAUAAAUAAAUAGAAUGGCACUUUCUGUUGCUUCUCCCAGCUGAUAAGUGCACUUGUAUUGUUACAAUGGAAAUACCACCAAAUAGUUUGUAUGAGAAUAAUUAUCUAUUAGAAAGUGUUGAAUAGCAUACCAUAAAUAGAGGAUAUUACAUGGCCACGCAGAGAUACAAAAUAUCUCUUUGAGUGUUGAAAAAUAUUUCACGAACAAGCUCAGCCAACAAGCGAAAUAUUUUUUCAACACGAGAAGAGAAAUUUCAUAUCUCCAAGCGGCCAUGUAAUGUUCUAUUUAUCAUAUAGACACCAAUGAACUACCAAACCAUUUCACUUUAAUAGUUUUUUGGUGUGAAAGGGGCGAUUUAUUAUGAAGGCAUAGCAACGGUGAUAUUUUCACAUGUGAAGAUAUCAAGUUUUCGCACGAAAGCUCGCAUGGUAUUUCAUUGGUGUUUUAUAUAUGAUAAUUAGUUAUAUGGUUAUCAUAGUCUGAAAUAACUGGAGACUGUCUAGAUGCAUCCAAGAAUAUUUUUUAAACAUUUCAAAAUUUAUUUUGUUAAUAAUAUUGUCAAGAUAUCAGCAUGUUUGCUUUGAUAAUGCUGUGACAUUCAUUUUUGUCUUUAGGAGUUUAAAGCAUCAACUGGUGAUCCAUAUACUGACUAUAUGUGGUGGUGCAUAGGUAAGCACACUGACAUUCUUUUAAUGGGACAAUUCUAAUCUUUGGAUAUAUAUAUAUAUACAAAUUCCGGAAGUGUUCUCUUUGAAUUAAAAGACAAAAAAUUGGUUAAGUGAAUGAAUUAACCAGAUUGGCUGCAGCCAGUAACAUACUUCAUGUUAUCUACCAAUAAAGAGUCACUGCUGCAGUGUUGUUUUUGUUUGACCUUGUUACAGGUGUUGUACUUCUUGUACUUGCAUUAUUUCUUUCUGCAAGGACUGGCAUCUAUCAGGUAAGUAUUCUCUUGUUAACCUUGAAUUUACCUUAAUAGGAAAAUGCAUUUUUCAUUCAUAAACAAUGAAUGAAUCUCGUUUGUGACAACAUGGUAAUGGCAUUUAAUUGGUAGUAAGUAUCGUCCCAUUUUCGGUAAUUUGGAUUCAGGAUCCGUAAAGUUUUUGCUUUCAGAAUCUGGAAGACUGGGCUAUAAGUAGGUUCAAUGAAUCCCCUUUCUCUUUCAUCUAUGGCUCCUCCCAUAGAUACUGUUGAAUGCUCUGUUGCUUAUGCGCAGGAAUCUCAUUGGAUUGCCAAGAAUAACCUAACAUCAGUAAUGCCAAUAAUGCAUUGAGUGCAAGGGCAUUGACAAACAGCCUAUGGCAAGGGCGGAUUUUGGGAUGGGCUGAGGGGGCAGUGGCCACCCCUUUCUGAAUUUUCUGGACCCGCUCCUCUAUGGCAUCAUCGACGUUAAUUUAUUCCGGCACAGAUUCCUUCCCAUAGCAUACUACUCAUAGGUUUGGAUCUGUUUUUCUGCGCGUUGCAGCUAAAUUCACUUUCCUCCAAUCUUUAACCUCAGGAACAAAUGUACGCUGAACAUGGCAAACAUCCAAGAGAGGCUUUGUUUUAUGCAGUGAGUAGAGUAGUCUUAAUCGUUUACAUCAUACGCAGGGACAUGCACUCAGCGAGUAUUAUGUAUGUGUUUACCAGUGAAAAUGUUUCUUUGUCGAAAACGCUCCUCAGAAUUAAAAAAACGCAGUUUUGUACGCUGGUUGAACAAAAAAUCACGAAGUCGUAUCCAGUCUGUCUCUCGAUACUCCACGAUGUAUUUUACCUUGUCAGACAGAUGAAACACUUUUGUGUCGUUUUUACUUGGGCGUCUUUCAGUCGUAUGGUCCGUAUGAGGAUAACGAGUGAUUAUGGAUACGGUAGAAAUUUUUUUAUUUGGUGCGACGAGGAGAGGGCUAGAAGUGGGACAGUGGAUAAAAUAGAAACAAACAGGCUCACAGGCCUCACAGCCGGGUGGCAAUUCUUAUUUAGUGUCAAAAUAUUGUACCCAACCAGGUUUUGAGUUUUGUGUUAAUUGUGUGUAAAAGUGGCAUUUCCUCUCCUAUAAAGUAACGUGAUGUUUGUUGAGUCAGAGUGGCAAAGGGCUCCACAUACUAAUUACCAUGUACUGGUGAUUUUUUUUUUACAGCAUGCGUUGCCGUUGCCAGGGUUUCUGCUGCUAUCAAAGGAUAUCUAUCGACAUAUCUUCAUAUUUAACGCAUCUGGUGAGUCUGUCUAGAAAAGUUGUUUUCCUUUUUUAUUUCAAGGGCAGGGGGAUGUGGAUUGAUGGGUAGAGGAGAAACGUAAUAAUGUUAGACCAAACUUUUCCAUAAGGCAAGCAAAAUGAUAGCAUACGACGGCACGUUUUCGUAGGAAGUAUGUAAUAGAAGCAUUCGAGACGUUCACGGUACAUUCAUGCAGAGGAAUUGAUCAACUGAAUUUGCCUUUAACGUAUGGGUCUUCGUAGCUCACUUAGUAGUGCAAACAACAGAGCUAACGCAGAUUCCAUGGGUUCGAAUCUUGUUGAAGCCCCGACUUUUUUUCGGGUAAACUUUUACUUUGCUUAAAUUGCUGUUGCAAAUUGGACGAUCAUACCUUCAUUUUAAUUUGUAUUCCGCGAUGUUUCACUUCUUUCACCCGGUUAAACUGAACUCAACAACUUGACCUGCUCCCAAUUCUUGGUCUUCGUAGCUCAGUUGGUAGAGCACUGCAGCGCAAACACAGAAGCUAAGGAUUCGAAUCCCUUUGAAUCUCCGAAAUUGUGUGAAAAGAAAGGUUAAAAAAAGGUUUAUUUAUAAGGGAUUGUUUAUAGUGGGAAGUGCACUUAGCUUAUCCAGCUAGUUUAUAGGCAGGCACUCCACUCGAAUACUUAGAAGCAACUAAUUCAAAUACAACGUAACAGGAUUUAAAACCCCAACUGGCAGGAGGCAACCAGUUGGCUAGUAUUUACAAGCGUGACCGAGGAUUUGAACUCAGAACGACCCGAGAGCAAAUCCCGCAAGUGGCCAGAGCGGGACUCGAACCCGGGACCGCCGGAUUGCGAGUCCGACGCGUUGACCACUCGGCCACGCUCCUCCUCCUUUUUCGAGUUAAUUUGCAAUUGCUAUUUCAACUGGAAAGAUUGGGAUUUCAAUUGAAUGUGAAUUUGGUGAGGAAUCGAACGGAUUGCUACAGUAUAUUGGCGAGGGAGCGAAUGCCAAAAAAUAGAGUUUACUUAAGGGCAUGUAUUCACGCAGCGUAUUUUAUCAAUCUUUUCCAGCCCCGUUGGUUUUAUUUGAUAUCCACUUUCUUAUACCCAAGAUGUGGGCCUAUGUGGCUGGUAACGUGGUCACGCAAUACAUUUGCAUUCGUAGCGUAUACAUACUGACUUCAGAAUGCACGUCUCUGACUGUCACGCUUGUUGUCACGUUGCGCAAGUUCAUGAGCUUGAUGUUUUCUAUUUUUUACUUUCGGAAUCCAUUUACGUUGUACCACUGGCUUGGUACUGUGCUUGUGUUUGGUGGUACUUUGAUCUUUGUGGAACUGGCAAGCAAGAUUCGAGAGGCUUUAUUCCCCGAAAAGGAAACAAAGAUGGACUGAUGGAGUAGUCUUUCGUCUCUGUUGUGCCUUCGUUGGACAGAACAACAGCAAGAAGAAGAAAAACUAGGUGUAAACAUUGUUUUAGAAGGCGAGGAACUCUGACAAAGAAUGUAAUGACUCCAAAUCAUGUAAAUACGGUAAUGAUUUGUGAUGAUACGUAACCCAUUCUUUAUUGAGAGUUUAGUGGAGCAGACGUGUCUCUUCAGCCUUCUCUGGCCGUCGGUUUAGCUAAGUAAGAUAAAGAAGAUCUAACAUACUCAAGAUGCCCUGGUUAUUAAAUAGAGUUUAUAAUAUAUAUAUUUCGGUUCAUCCUUUCCAUAUUGGACAUCCAUACCAUAAACCAUAACUUGUCACGGUAAAUCACACAAAAGUCUGGUACUUCAUUUUUCUGAAAACUUUCAACUAUUUUAAAUUGAAAUCAUGAAGUAUCGCUGUAUUAUUUUUCAAUUAAAGAAAAUGGGAAUAAUUUCAACUACUCAUGGUGUUUGAUUAUAAUGUUAAACGAC